Perognathus longimembris pacificus (Pacific pocket mouse) is the source of this 2892-nucleotide messenger RNA. It is a transcript of the gene Hoxa7, whose product is annotated as homeobox A7. Gene Ontology annotation, molecular function: RNA polymerase II cis-regulatory region sequence-specific DNA binding; DNA-binding transcription factor activity, RNA polymerase II-specific. Gene Ontology annotation, biological process: anterior/posterior pattern specification; regulation of transcription by RNA polymerase II. Gene Ontology annotation, cellular component: nucleus. NCBI's taxonomy places the organism in Eukaryota, Metazoa, Chordata, Mammalia, Rodentia, Heteromyidae. The transcript is spliced from 2 exons. The record is from RefSeq and is a predicted model, not a curated record. Bases 992 to 1711 code for a protein of 239 amino acids.
GAAUAUAUACAGGGGGCUGGGGUUAAGGCUGCCAGAAACCUCAAGGCAAGGAAGGAAGGCUUUAGAGGGAAGGGGCCUAGAAAGGCAAGGGAGCCUGAGUUUCUUCCCAGGAGAGAGACCCAGACCCAAACAUACGAUGUGGGGAGGACAAAGGAGUAUUAAACCAUGUACUGGGGUGCGGGAGGCCAGCCAGGUGCUCAGGAGGACUGCAUGGGGCCUGUGGACAAGGCCUCUGCGCCGGGGUUGGGGGAGGGAGAGGAACCCCAUGUUAAUAAAUCUGUUGGCAAAUGAGGCUCAUUAAUAGAUAAAUAUUUCACUGCUUCCUUUAGGGCAGAUAAACAGUGCGCUGCCGAUUAAGGAAAGGAAGCUGCGAGACCUGGAGUUUAUUCGAACCACAUGGCUGCAGCUUGCGGUAUAGUGUUCCCCCCGCCGCUAGAAACCACCCAGCGCCGGCCGCGUCCGGGUCUUAGGUCUGGCUAAGAGUUGGGGGUGGGCAGACCUGCUACCCCCCCCCCAAGGCUACAGUGGGGCUGAAGGAUGUGCAGGGUGCACAACCCCUGGGGGGGGGGGCUGGAUCCUGGGACGAUAGAUCCACACGCAGGAUUGAGGGUUCACUACUACGUAUGCUGCCCCGGUGUCCGCAGGCUCAGGCGCCCGGGCUCGUGGGCACACUGGGCGCUGGCGUAGAGCCUCGGGGUGCUCUUCCAGCGGGCACCGCAGGCUCCCGGGACGCGGGCAGAUCCCCCGGCCGCAUCCCGGAGCCUCUUCCCCAGCCAUUCCCGGCUGUCGCGGGCCCCGCCGAGCGAGACCACCUGUGAGGGCUGCUGAGAUUGGCGGAGCCGGUCAUGUGGGCGGUCACGUGCUGCGGCCAGCUCCUUCCAAAAGAAAAUGGGGUUUGGUGUAAAUCUGGGGGUGUAAUGUUAUCAUAUAUCACGCUACCUCGUAAAACCGACACUGAAAGCUGCCGGACAACAAAUCACAGGUCAAAAUUAUGAGUUCUUCGUAUUAUGUGAACGCGCUUUUUAGCAAAUAUACGGCGGGGGCUUCUCUGUUCCAAAAUGCCGAGCCGACUUCUUGCUCCUUUGCGCCCAACUCGCAGAGAAGCGGCUACGGGGCGGGCGCGGGCGCCUUCGCCUCCACCGUGCCGGGCUUGUACAAUGUCAACAGCCCCCUCUAUCAGAGUCCGUUCGCGUCGGGCUAUGGCCUGAGUGCCGAUGCCUACGGCAACCUGUCCUGCGCCUCCUACGACCAAAACAUCCCCGGGCUCUGCAGUGACCUCGCCAAAGGCGCCUGCGACAAGGCGGACGAGGGCGCGCUGCACGGCCCGGCCGAGGCCAAUUUCCGCAUCUACCCUUGGAUGCGGUCUUCAGGACCCGACAGGAAGCGGGGCCGCCAGACCUACACGCGCUACCAGACUCUGGAGCUGGAGAAGGAAUUCCACUUCAAUCGUUACCUGACCCGGCGCCGCCGCAUCGAGAUCGCCCAUGCGCUCUGCCUCACCGAGCGCCAGAUCAAGAUCUGGUUCCAGAACCGCCGUAUGAAGUGGAAGAAAGAACAUAAAGACGACAGUCCGGCCCCUGCCGCAGCCCCCGAGGGCGCCGCCGUGCCCUCCGCCGCCUCGGCCGCCGCCGCCGCCGCCGCGGCCGCUGCUGACAAGGCCGACGAAGAGGAGGAGGAGGAUGAAGAAGAAGACGACGAGGAGGAGGAAUAAGGGGCUUAUUCUGGGCCCUAUCCCCUGCCCCGGACAGCUGGAAAAGAGUCUUUAAGAGACUCAACUGGUUUUAUUUACAAAAAUAUGGGAAAUAAAAAGAAAAUGUAAAAAAAAAUCAAAGUCCCCAACCACAAACCCACCCCAUCCCCACCCCAUUACUCACUCUAGCUCCCAACUUUUCUGGACUGAGCGGCUGGAGAUUAGGUCGCCUUGGGGAUCCCCUCUGUUUCUGAGGAUCCCAUUAGAUACCCCCAACCCCAGGCCAGUGCUGUUCACUGGUACAGCCAAAAUACUACCUAGCACAGGCCUCCUUGAGAGGCACCCCCAAACUACCUAUGGGCCCAGCCCCAGUGGGCCUCCACUCCCAGGAAGCCCCCCACUACGUCCCAACACUGGCAGAUACCUAGCACCACCCCCCCCCCAUGCCUGCAAGAACAGGAUUCUUUCAGUACUACCUACUAGCCCCAAACUACCUAUUUUGUGCUGGCUAGCUUGCCUGCUUUUUGGUGCCGGCCUUCCCAGGCCAGGCCAGGCCCCUGAAGCUUCCCCAGGGACAGCCUUUGAGGUCCUUGAGACUUGGUUGACAAGGCACUGGGGUCCAGGGACCAGGGCAAUGGCUUCUAUUUAAAUUGAAAAAUAAUAUAUUUAUUCCAAAGCAUAUUAAAUGCUGCAACCUAGAAUCCCUCUUUUUUCUGGCUUGGCCACCCCAAGUUCAGGUCCAUCACACCCACUUCUGGAGGGGAGCAUUCCUGAGCUGCAGACCUCUGGGUUCAUUUCUGCUUUGUAGGAUUUCAGAGCUGCUCUCAGUCUCACUGUUCUCUCCCCUGUCCUUGCGUCCUCCUGGUCAGCCGUGUCAAAUAUGUGUACCCUUUUCCUACAAUGGCAAAUACUGUAUAUUUGAACACGAUUUCCCCCUCAUUUCUUUAGUCUUGGAGCUCAUUUGUAAAGGAAUGUCUCGAUGUGGGAAGGAUGUGUUCAUUGGGUGACUUUGUAGCAUGGUGUGUCGUCUUGAGCUAACUCUGUAGUGGGUGGGGAGGUCCCUAUGCCUUCCCAGAUGCCCUUCAUCUCCUGUGUUGUCCUGUGUCCCCCUUAGCUCCAGCCUGGGAUUCAGGGAAGGCAUGCUUCCCAGCCCAGAUAAUCAUGUUUUAUGUAACAAAAAUAAAGAUGCUUGGUGACAAAGA